Budorcas taxicolor (takin) is the source of this 318-nucleotide messenger RNA. Its product is annotated as regakine-1-like. Gene Ontology annotation, molecular function: CCR chemokine receptor binding; chemokine activity. The transcript is spliced from 3 exons. Gene Ontology annotation, cellular component: extracellular region. Gene Ontology annotation, biological process: G protein-coupled receptor signaling pathway; chemokine-mediated signaling pathway; cellular response to type II interferon. The record is from RefSeq and is a predicted model, not a curated record. NCBI's taxonomy places the organism in Eukaryota, Metazoa, Chordata, Mammalia, Artiodactyla, Bovidae.
AUGAGGGUCAGCCUGGCCGCCCUGGCCUUCCUCCUUACUCUUGCCAUCCUGCACUCGGAGGCCAAUGAAGAACCAGCUGAUGACCUGCAUGCCUGCUGUUUCGCCUCGGUAACAAGGGCAAUCCCACUCUCUUUCGUGAAAAAUUAUUAAAGGACCAGUGACCAGUGCACCCAGCCAGGGGUCAUCUUCCAGACCAGAAAGGGGCAAUUGAUCUGUGCCGACCCUGGCCAGGCCUGGGUGCAGAAGUACAUGAAAUACCUGGACCAAAAGUCCAAGGGAUCUGGGAACAGUGGGACCUUCACAGUCGAGGGAACAUGA